Messenger RNA from Spinacia oleracea (spinach), 3234 nucleotides. RefSeq lists its product as uncharacterized. NCBI's taxonomy places the organism in Eukaryota, Viridiplantae, Streptophyta, Magnoliopsida, Caryophyllales, Amaranthaceae. The transcript is spliced from 15 exons. The coding region runs from base 349 to 3234 and encodes 961 amino acids. The record is from RefSeq and is a predicted model, not a curated record.
UCAAAUGAGCAAACUUCUUUCCUCAUUUUCGCGUUUUACUUUUCUCUCUCCUCAUUUCCAGAACUCACGUUUUCUCUCUUCAUUUUCUCUCUCCUCCAUUUUCACUCGCCACCGUGUUCUCCUUCGUCACUUGCUACAACCGUCGCGCCGCCACCAUCUCCAAAUUUGUGACAUUAUCAACGCGUUGUCUUCUCUUCUUCAAAUUUGUAGUAAUUGAGGAAAUUGCGAACAAUUUUUGGCGAAAUUCACUGCUCCGACAACUCUUCGCCGACGGUCACCACUCCGGCGACUUUUAACUCAUCGCCGAUCGUCUCAAUAUCUUCGUCCUCUUCUUUAUAUACAUGUAAAAUGGCUGAUAACACUUCAACACCGAAGUUGCCUAAAGAUGAAAAUGUCACUGCUUCAAAAGCUGCUAAACCGAGCUUGCGAACAGUAUCGUUCAAACAUAUUGCAAGGAAACCUACAAUACCUAUAAAGAAAGAACUACCCAAGUUGUUGACAAGGAUGUCCCAGAAUAGUAUUGCUCAACUGAACAAGACGAUUUCUGCUUCUCAACGAAGUGCAAUCGAGAAUGUAGGCUUUGGGGACCUUUUAUCUUUGAAAAUCUCCAAACUGCCACUACAUCUAGGUUUGUUUCUUGUGGAGAGUUUUGAUGCUAAUACGUGUUGUUUAAGAAUUCACGGAAAUGAAUUCUUCAUCACUGAGAAGGACGUGCACGAGGUGUUGGGGCUUCCUCUAGGUGUUGAAGAGAUCAACUUGGAUAAUGAUUGUAAGGACGUAGAAAUCUUGGAUUGUUGGAAGAAACAAUUCAAGAAGUUCAUGAAGGAGAAAGCAGCGAAAAAAGCAAAAAAAGUUAAGGCAGUUAAAGGUGAAAAUGUGAAGGUGAAGGAGACUUUCACUCAACUGAUUCCUGUUGGGGUUCUUACUGAUCAUUUGAAGUCAAGUAAAGCAUCUUCGGAUAUGUGGUUGAGGAAUUACGUAGUUCUUGUUACUUCGACUCUUAUUCAUGGAGGACAGAACCAAUUUGUUAACUGCUGGAUUCUGCGUUAUUUGAAGGAAAUGAGUCAAAUCAAAAAUUUGAAUUGGUGUAAUUUUGUGCUUCAAUGCUUGGUUAACAGUAAGAUGUACUGGGAAGAGGUAGAGGGAAGAUGGUUUGCUGGAUCUUUGGUAUUUCUUAUGCUGUUCUAUGUGGAUAAAGUUGCCUUAGAGGAAGUGCGUAUUGAAAGAUCACUGCCUAUAAUAAAAGGAUGGAAUUGUAAUAUGCUAUCCACACGAGAAAAACUUGAGAUCGAAUUGGGUAGGAUUGCAUUCCACGGGAUGAAUGAUGCAGUAGAUAAGGGUGAAACAUCUGGAACUCAAAAGCAACAAGAAGAGGUUAUUGAAAAUGAGAAUCCCGAACAAAAUGUACCGACUGAACAAGAAGUUCCUGAAUAUCAAUCAAAGGAAAACGCUUCUGCUUGUCCUGAAGAGAAUGAAGCCCCUCAAAUUGUAGAAAAUGUCAACCCUCCUGUUGAGAAGAACAAGUUUCAGUUGAAACAAGAUUGUAUUUUGGAGUUGGCUGUUGCUGCUAAUGAACUUGCAAUGGCAAUGGAGAAGUUUCAGCUAAAGGCGCAACAAGCAUAUUCUGAUUUCCCAGAUGAUCAAAGAAUUCAGUCCUUGAGAGAUUCAGCUUCAGUUGUGUGGGACAACUGUUCUUCUACAAACAACGUCAACCAAACAGAGAAUGUUGUUACUCCCAAUCCAAAUAUAACAGAGAAUCAAUCUGGGAUUCCUCGUGAAGAGCGUGCUGAAAUUCCUCGUGAAGAGCGUGCUGAAAUUCCUCGUGAAGAGCGUGCUGAAAUUCCUCGUGAAGAGUCUGUUCUAAGAUUUAGCCAAGAUGAAGAUGAUGAGUUUUGGAGGAAUCCGAUUGUGAUUAAAGCUUGGGAUGAUAUUGUUGAAAAAGGGAUACGAAACAAAAAUGCAAGAUGUGCACAGGAGCUGGAUAACGAGGUUGAGGUGGAUGAUACUCUGCCAGGGAUAGACACUGUUAUUAAAUUCCAUGAAAAUGCAAUUUUUGAAGAAGCCGUGUUUUUAGAGAAAGAAGUGGCUGAAAGAGAACUGAGGUUGGAUAGAAGGAGGAAUCAGAAAAAGAGGGAUUCACCAACAAAAGGAAAAGGACCCUGUGAGGUAAACAAAAGGCAGAAGGUGGAGAAUAGGGAAGUUACUCUGUCGAAGUCUUUGUGCUCACCAUAUAAGGAUCGAAUGGUGAAUAUAAAAAGUGCGCUAACACCUGCACAAAAAGCCAUUGUGGAUUAUGUGAUAAACCCUCAAGAACCUGCUGAUGAAAAACUUUUUGUGUGGAAAGUUGGUGAACGUGAUGAAUUUUCUUUGACAAGGCUUCAUUUUCAGUCAUUCAAACAAGGCAAUGGAAUGUUCUCUCCCAUAAUUGACGCUUGGUCGUUGAUUCUAAAUUCCAAAGAACAGUACAAAUCUGAUUCCUCACCAGCUCGUUUCUUUUUCAGUUGUCUACCAGCAGAAAUGAUUUUGGAAUUUAGCAAGGAAUCUGUUAAACUUAGGAAUGCAAAGUUUUUAGAAGCAGCAGACAAAGAAUUGAAGAGAAGUCGGUUUGAAAUCAAGGAUAUUGCGUUGUAUUUCUUCCCUGUUUGUCGGGCUGCCCAUUAUUUUCUUGUCUGCUUCAACACUCUCCUAAAUUCAAUGGAUUUGAUUGAUUGGGUUGAAGGUUUUCCAAGUUAUUGUAACCUUAUGAAGAACCUGAGGUAUGCAUUUGCCCACGUGAUGGGAAAUCAGGGCUCGGUACAAGGUAACUUGUUGAAGAAAGAUAUCAUGAAUAUGACUUCUUGUCUGCUGCCUUUUGAUUGGCAAUCCACUGAUGCUGCGCACGAAUACUGUGGAAUUUCUCUUAUGCGGCACAUGGAGGCCUAUAUGGGAGUGAAAAAAUGGGAUUGUGGUUUGAAGAAAAACGAUCUAUUGACAAUGGACAAACUUGCUUCCAAAUAUUGCGUGGAUAUAAUCAAAAGUGAUAUCAAUGAAGCAUCAGUCAUUAUAGACAAGAAAAUCAAAGGAAAUGAUGGGUUGUUCUGCACUGCUGAUUCCAUUAGCGUCCUUGACUUCCGUCAGCCAUCUGGUAUUGGUCUUAAGAUACCUAAGAUUGGUGUAACUGUUCAGUCAGUAUCUUCUCGAGGGGAUUCUGUAUAUCUUGGUUGUAGUAGUGUUGUUUCAGCAGUAAAGAAAUAG